Vigna unguiculata (cowpea) is the source of this 859-nucleotide messenger RNA. RefSeq names its product dirigent protein 21 pseudogene. The record is from RefSeq and is a predicted model, not a curated record. NCBI's taxonomy places the organism in Eukaryota, Viridiplantae, Streptophyta, Magnoliopsida, Fabales, Fabaceae.
AAACAAAUGUUGACUCUCUGUACAAGUGAACACUUUAUCUAAGCACAACCCUGGUACAACAAUGGAAGAGCUAACAACAAUGGGUCUUCCUCUUAGAUUCUUGUUCUUUCUCUCUCUCGCUCUGUUCUCCACACUCCCAAACCAUCUUCAAGCAUCGUUCUCUCACGAAUCCCACAUCGAACUUCCAUCAGAAACUCAGCGUUCUUCGCAGAAACAGACUCACCUUCACUUCUUCUACCAUGAUCUUCGAAGCGCCAAGAACCCCUCCAUUGUGCAGAUCGUGGCCACCCCCAAGAACGUCCCCAACGGCUUCGGCUCCACUUUCGUCAUGGACGAUCCCAUGACGGAAGGCCCGGACCUCAGCUCCAAGCCCGUUGGGAGGGCCCAGGGGCUUUUUGGCCUGGCCUCUCUCAACGACCUGGGCAUGUUCAUGCUCAUCAAUUUCGCUUUCACGGAAGGGGACUACGCCGGAAGCUCCUUGAGCAUGCUCGGCCGGAACCCCAUAUCGGAGCAGAACAGAGAGAUGCCCAUCGUCGGUGGCACCGGCGUGUUCAGGUUCGCCACCGGCUAUGCUAUAGCCAACAGUGUCGAUCAAAUUUCUACCCCCGAGCAUUUUGUGGUGGAGUACAAUGUCACUGUGCGCCAUGGUUAAUGUCGUGUACCAGACCUUUUCUGGGUUUCUGGCUUCAUCUUUCACCUCUCGCUUGCAUCUACGAUUCAUCUAGAAAAAAAAAAACAACAGAAAAUACUGGUCUUUUUAUUACCGGUACUGUAGUUACUCUUUGGUUAGGUACUGGAACAACACCACUUAUUCAGAAAUAUCAGUUGCUUGUUUGAACUUGGGAGUUUUUUGGAUUCU